GGAUUUAAUUCAAUUCGAUUAUUUUGAGAUUGGUUUGUUUUCAUUUUAGAUAGAACAGCUCUAUUAUUAUUCCCACCAAACUUGACAUCAAUUCUUACUGUGAAAACCACAAAAGUCCAUAAGAAUGUAAAAGAAUCUUUAUUGAUGAAAAGACAAGAUUGACAUGCGUAUAAGGGAAAGAACAUGAACCACCAAAUUGGUUUUCAAAGUACGAUAUCUAUAUGUUAUGAAAUUUUGUAUGUAUAGAUAGAUGAAGAUAUUUUUGUGCAUGUGUGCUCAGAUUUGUUAGCAUUAGUGGCUAAAAAUUGCAGAAUCUAAAUCGAGUACUACUAGCAGACAAUUUUUUUUUAAUUUUUUUUCUGUCCCUAACAACUUUCAAAUCUCACAGGUUAUUACAAAACCGAAGUUCCAAGUUUCGUCAUAUCAAAUCUCCUUGAGAUCUUGAUGAAAUAAAAUCCUAAUCUCUUGGAACAUAUCAAACAUGGAGAAGCUUCUUAAUCCGUACGAUAAGCAGUGCAUGAAAAUGGCUAUGCUUAAACAUGAAGAAACUUUCAAGCAACAGGUAUAUGAACUUCAUAGAUUAUAUCAAGUUCAGAAGAUAUUGAUGAAGAACAUGGAGAUCAACAAAUUUACUACCAAGAACAAUCAUGUAAAUUCAGGUCUAGGAACAUUCAUCAGAAGAGUUGACAACGAGAUUGACCGGCCGGCGAAUUUCUCCGGUGGUAAUAAUAAUAUAGAGAUUAUGGAUGAGAGUGAGAUCGAGUUAACCCUUGGUCCCUCGUGUUACGGUGGUGAUGAAAUGAUGAGGAUGAACAAGAAGAAGAAAAAGAACUCUUUGCCGGAGAUGAUGGACGGGAGUUUAAAUUCCGGUCGCCGGAGUUUUUCUUCGUCUUCGACAGGAUCAAGUAAUAACAAUAACAACAAUCUUGAAGAACAAGUGAGGCAAGAAAGAAUGAUGAAACAUCAGAAGCAGCAGCCAUGGCUUCAAGCAUUGACCUUGAAUGUUAUUUGAUAAUAAAUAAUUUUUAAUUUUUAACUGUAUUCUGAAAUAGAUUUGCAUCUCUUUUUUUCAAUUUAGUAGUUUAAUUUUUAUUUUCUGAUGAGAUUGUUUUAUCAUGCCUCAUAUCAGGUGAUUUUUUUUCCUUUUUAUUUAAUGCUUAUCAGUAAUUUUCUUGUUUACUAGUUCUUUUUAGGGUUUUUGUAAAUAAAAUCAAUAUUAAUGUUUUAUUGUUUCUGAAGAUAAAUAUUAAUUAAUUUCGAGCACAAAAUUUAUCAGGUGAAGUA
Arabidopsis thaliana (thale cress) is the source of this 1284-nucleotide messenger RNA. Its product is annotated as glycosyltransferase-like protein. Bases 482 to 1012 code for a protein of 176 amino acids. The transcript has 2 exons. Lineage: Eukaryota; Viridiplantae; Streptophyta; Magnoliopsida; Brassicales; Brassicaceae. The record is from RefSeq and is marked reviewed.